UUCGGAGCUUGUGUCCUUCACACUUCUCUAAUUUGCUCAUACAAUUAUCACCUUUUUUUCCAAUGGCAAGCAAUCAAUCAUCAUCUCUUAGCACCAUCAGGUUUCCUAUUGCUGUUAACAAUAAUAAUAAUGAUGUCGAGCAACAAUUAGCGACAGUACUAGAGCUUGAAGCCAACAAGGACGACACAUUUGACUACUCGAAAAGAGCUCAAUGGCUUCGAGCAGCGAUUCUCGGGGCCAACGACGGAUUAAUCUCCAUCGCAUCGCUGAUGAUGGGUGUUGGUUCCGUCAAACAAGACAUUGAAGCCAUGAUUUUAACUGGCUUUGCUGGUUUAGCUGCCGGCGCUUGCAGUAUGGCAAUUGGUGAAUUCGUGUCUGUGUAUUCGCAGUUGGAUAUCGAGUUGGCUCAAAUAAAGAGACAACUCGAAAACGGAAACGGAAAUGAAGAAGGGGAGAAAGAGAAUUUAGCGAACCCAUUGCAAGCAGCGGCCGCGUCGGCUCUUGCUUUUUCAGUGGGUGCAACUGUGCCAUUGCUGGCUGCUGCUUUCAUAUCAAAUUAUAAAGUGAGACUUGCUGCGGUGGUCGGAGCUGUGAGCUUGGCUUUAGUGGUGUUCGGAUGGUUUGGUGCCGUGUUAGGCAAGGCACCAGUCAUAAGGUCUUCAGCUAGGGUUUUAGUUGGAGGUUUGAUGGCUAUGGGUAUAACCUUUGGUCUAACCAAAAUGAUUGGAACAACACUCUGAUUUUAACAAUUUGGAUGAUUGUAAGUGGAGGUAGUUUGGGUUGUGGUAUAUCCAUGGAAAUAUGCUUUGUUUUUGUGUAAGCUAGGUUUCUCGUGUAAGAAGCCAAUUUGAUGGGUUAAUCCCUUGUUUUGUGCCUCUAUAAAAUUUUACUUUCCUA
Messenger RNA from Mercurialis annua (annual mercury), 897 nucleotides. Its product is annotated as vacuolar iron transporter homolog 1-like. The record is from RefSeq and is a predicted model, not a curated record. Gene Ontology annotation, cellular component: membrane. The coding region runs from base 63 to 740 and encodes 225 amino acids. The transcript has a single exon. Gene Ontology annotation, molecular function: iron ion transmembrane transporter activity; manganese ion transmembrane transporter activity. Gene Ontology annotation, biological process: intracellular manganese ion homeostasis. Lineage: Eukaryota; Viridiplantae; Streptophyta; Magnoliopsida; Malpighiales; Euphorbiaceae.